GAAGAUGUCACUGAUUCCAAGUUUGUUCGGUGGGCGAAGGAGCAACGUCUUCGAUCCAUUCUCUCUGGAUGUAUGGGAUCCCUUCAAGGAUUUUCCUUUCCCCAAUUCUCUUUCUUCUUCCUUCCCUGAAUCUGGUCGGGAAAAUUCUGCAUUUGUGAGCACUCGUGUGGAUUGGAAAGAGACUCCGGAGGCACACGUGUUCAAGGCUGACAUUCCGGGACUGAAGAAGGAGGAAGUGAAGGUGGAGAUAGAAGAUGAUAAGGUUCUUCAGAUAAGCGGAGAGAGGAACUUUGAGAAGGAAGAUAAGAAGGACACGUGGCAUCGUGUGGAGCGUAGCAGUGGAAAGUUUAUGAGGAGGUUCAGAUUGCCUGAGAAUGCAAAAGUGGAUAAAGUGAAGGCUUCAAUGGAAAAUGGUGUUCUCACUGUUACUUUUCCCAAAGAAGAGAUUAAGAAGCCUGAUGUCAAGGCCAUUGAAAUUUCUGGUUAAGUUUACUUUGUUACAUUGUUGGAAAUAUGAGAAUGUUGUGUUGUUGAUGCUAUAAAGAUGCUGUUAAUGCUUGUUGAGAAAUAAAAUUUCGUUUUGAUCA
Vigna umbellata (rice bean) is the source of this 587-nucleotide messenger RNA. Its product is annotated as 18.5 kDa class I heat shock protein. The record is from RefSeq and is a predicted model, not a curated record. NCBI's taxonomy places the organism in Eukaryota, Viridiplantae, Streptophyta, Magnoliopsida, Fabales, Fabaceae.